This is a messenger RNA of Amorphotheca resinae ATCC 22711, 1071 nucleotides long. RefSeq lists its product as hypothetical. Gene Ontology annotation, molecular function: oxidoreductase activity. The record is from RefSeq and is a predicted model, not a curated record. Lineage: Eukaryota; Fungi; Ascomycota; Leotiomycetes; Helotiales; Amorphothecaceae. The coding region runs from base 1 to 1071 and encodes 356 amino acids. The transcript is spliced from 2 exons.
AUGCUGGCAUGCCAGAUAGUCAAGUACAAUGAACCUCAUCAAAUCCGACGUAUUCCCACUCCCAAACCUCAAGACCUCGGACCCCACGAUCUUCUUCUGAAAGUCGCCGUUGCCUCGUUAUGCCAUUCCGAUCUCGAAUAUCUUUCGGGUAACCUCUACAACAAACUUCCAGUAACCGCUUCACAUGAAGGAACUGGAGUUGUCAUUGCCAAGGGCAGCGCUGUGACGAAAUUCCAAAUCGGUGAUAGGAUCAUGGCCGGCCAGACAUACGGGCGCUGUGGAGACUGUGAUAACUGUAAUGGCGAGGAGAGCUACCGCCAUUACUGUCCAAAUAAGGGGAGUGCCAUGAGCGUAGAGAGAAACGGAGCAUUCCAGGAAUAUCUGGUGACAGAUGCGAGAGAAGCAUGUCGUAUCCCGGAGGGGAUGUCCUUCCUCACUGCUGCGCCCCUGGCCUGUGCUGGGGUAACAGUAUGGCGGGGAGUUCUGCUCGCUGACCUGAAUCCUGGACAAUGGAUAGGCAUUGUUGGUUCUGGAGGCGGAUUAGGACACUUGGGGAUCCAGUUUGCAAAGGCAAAAGGAUUGAAGGUUUUAGGUAUCGACGCGAGAGACGACGGCAUUGAGUUAUCGAAGGAAGCUGGUGCGGAUUUUGUCCUGGAUGCGCGCAAGGGCAAGGACGAGGUAGCUCGAGAAGCUCUCCGAAUCACCGGCGGCAAAGGUGUUGCAGCCACAAUCAACGUGAGCGACGCCAAGUCAGCAGCGUCCACCGCUUGUGCAAUCACCAGAAUGCAUGGCACAGUGAUCCAAGUUGCUUUGCCCCCAGAGGUUUCCAUCCCGUUCAGCGAAUAUAUAUUCCGUGAUAUACGGGUGCGAGGUUCUUUUAUCUGCUCGCCGAAAGAAGCAGAGGAAAUGCUCCAGCUUGUCGUAAAGCACGAUAUCAAAGUCCAGUCGAAUAUAUUCCAUGGAAUUCAUGAAAUCCCAAAGGUAGUCGAUAUGCUGAGCAAAGGUCAGUACAGAGGAAAAGGAGUGAUUGUUAUUGAUGAAGAGGGAGCGGGCAGAGUAAGCAAGUUGUAA